GCACAAGCAAAUGCAAACGGGCAAAGCUCUGUUGAACCGCAAACUCAUACAGUGAAUAAACCAGAAAGUAAUGAGCAGUCAGAAAGAUUAGAGCAGGAGCAGGAGCUCGCACAGGCAAAACCCAGGCAACCCACGGGAGAAAACGUACAGAACACAGGAGAAAACGUACCGAACAAGGGAGAAAACGUAGCGAGCUCGAGCAAAUACACCAACACUAAUGCGGGUGGCGAGGCUAAACAUAAUGGCGGAGAUAGUCAAGAGGAAGGUAAUACCAGGGCGUCAGAUGGUGGUGCCAUAGAUAACAGCAAAUAUAAGAAUGUGGAUCCCCGCAAGUACAGUCCUUCGCCUACCAGCACCCCGGUCUUAUUAAGUGAACCAGGGCCACCGCCUGCACCUAAGCCCAAGGUUUUAGUACCGGGCGACAAAGAGUUGGACAAGGCUAGGCAGCAGUUGGAAUCGGAGCAUACAGAUAAAUGGGUCAACGAG
Messenger RNA from Sphaeroforma arctica JP610, 486 nucleotides. RefSeq lists its product as hypothetical. NCBI's taxonomy places the organism in Eukaryota, Ichthyosporea, Ichthyophonida. The annotation marks the transcript as partial. The record is from RefSeq and is a predicted model, not a curated record. The transcript has a single exon.